Bombus impatiens (common eastern bumble bee) is the source of this 2870-nucleotide messenger RNA. Its product is annotated as sorting and assembly machinery component 50 homolog B. The transcript has 5 exons. The record is from RefSeq and is a predicted model, not a curated record. Gene Ontology annotation, biological process: protein insertion into mitochondrial outer membrane; response to endoplasmic reticulum stress; mitochondrial respiratory chain complex assembly. The coding region runs from base 709 to 2469 and encodes 586 amino acids. NCBI's taxonomy places the organism in Eukaryota, Metazoa, Arthropoda, Insecta, Hymenoptera, Apidae. Gene Ontology annotation, cellular component: protein phosphatase type 1 complex; outer membrane; SAM complex. Gene Ontology annotation, molecular function: protein phosphatase regulator activity.
UAUUACAAUUGUUUACAUAAGAUGAGCACAUAUAUUUCCUAGUUUGCAUCAAGUACGAAACCAACUACAAUUUUCUGCGAAAAGUCAGAGAUUGCAUCAAAGUAUGAUGAAUCAGUUUAUUAUGAUGCAUACUUGUUUGAAAUGAAUGAUUACAUAGUAUGGUUUGUUUUUAAUAUUUAAGUGUAAUCAAUAAUAAAUAAAAUAUAAAUAAAAUGCAUAUGUUAUUUUCCAAUAUCAGAUGUUAUCAAGGACAUAUUUUGCAGAAUUGGAUUUACUUAUAGACUUUUAUCUUUCGUGAAUUGAUAGUCUAAAUGUGAAUUGUUGUGACAGACAGCGCCCCUGUGAUAAAUGAGUUAUAAAUGACCCAUGCAGUAACCAGUUGAAAAUGGCCGCUUAGAAGUUAUAGUUCAAAUGUGUGUUAUAAUAAUGCGUCAUUUUACAAUGGAACCCUCCGGAAUUAUUAAAGAAUUAAAGCGAAAUAUUGUAGCUGAAGUAACGAAGUUUAUCGAAUAUCCAUUGUUAAAGCAUAGAAAGUGUGGUACAGGAAAAAAUCAGUUGUCAUAUUGCGAACAAAAUAUCCUACGUGAUUGUGGUUGUCGCGAUUGUGGAGGCUAUCUUUGUUCUAAACAAAGAAGAUUUAUGAGAACAGGAAGAGGUUGUCGAAAAGUACCAUUGUGUUGAAUAAUAAAUUUUGCUUCAUUGUUAAGCAUGUGUUCUAUGCAGAGUUUACCUGCAGAUACAACAAUGGAAAAAAUGUAUUCGAUGAACGAUACAUUGAAUGGACACACAAACAUGCAUAGCCCAAAGAAAGAAAACAUGUUUCACAGUGUCCUCAACGCUUUGAACGUACUUUGGGGACAAUUUUCUAAAGUUCCUGCUUCAUUCAUAGCAAGUAUUAAUUAUCCAUUGUCUGUAACAGUUGUAAAUAAUGAAAUUUCACACGACUUUUUUAAGAAUCUGACAGGUAAAAGAGAACCAUUAAAUACCGAUAAUGUGUACAUCUCCAAUGGCGAGAUCAAAGAAUCUUUAGAUGUUGUCGAGAGUAUUCAUAAUGAUGUAUUUGAUGAAAAAAAAUCAUACAUAUGCAAAAUUUUUAAUAAAAAUACAAAAGAUAAUUUAAAAUUUAGUUAUGAAUAUAUUGGUAUCAAGAACAAAGAUGCAGAGAGAUCUGAUGAAAAGCAAUCAGUCAUUCAUAAAGAUGUUAGAUGUAAUACAAAUAAUUGUAAUUAUUUAAUAUCACUUCAAAAUUCGAACAAAACAAGUAAGGAGGAAUUGUUUGAAUACAUUUGUUCUGAUAUAAACACGAAGGAAAUGAGUGCUAUGGAAAAUUGUUAUAAUUUUGAAGACACAUACAGUAAGAAUAUGUCCGAUAAAAAACAAUGUUUUAAUUGCAUUAGUAACAGUGUGGAUGAUAAGAUUAUUAUAAAUAAGGAAAACUCUUGUUCAACACCUAGUACAAAUGCAUUAAAUACACAGAUAGUUCAACAAACUGCAGUCCCUAAUUUGUUCACAAAUAUGUUGCAAAAAGUCAUUAGCAGUGUAACAGAUAGAUUUUGUAAAACAGACCUUGUUGAAUCAGACUUAGGUCCAAAACGAUCAUUCUCACCGAGGCAACGGAGGAAACUUAAUAUAGUGGCAAAAGGUCGAGGACGGGGACGAGCAAAGUCGCAGCUUAGGCGUUCUGGAGUCAGCCAAACGAGACACAGAAAGGAACGUACUAAACAUGAUAUUAGAGUAGAUAUAGAAAACGAUUUUAAAUGCUGGCAAGAACUUGAAGAAUAUGAUAUAACAGAAAUUCAGAAAACAGAAGAAUCAGGAAAUUUAUAUUUAGGUGAAGCUACAGUAGAUACUGUACAAUAUAUUAUAGAAGAGACAGUGAGUCCUCUAACAUAUACGUUUGCCGAUGUAGAGCCCAAAAUUCAGAAACAAAAAAUAUGUAGAAACAUUAAUUGUGGUAUAUCUAGAUUUUCUGCAAAAAUGAGAAGUAUACUAGAAUAUCCAGAACAAACAGAUACCUUUGAUCACAAUUUUGUUGAAAACAGAUACGAUUUGCAAAAGAAUACAUUUCGACCACGUUUAAUAUCAGAAAGUUCUAUUGACUCAGAAGAUAGUUACUGCAUAGUAUUUGAGACUGGUUCCGAAGUAACUUGCAAAAGUGAUGUUGAAUAUAGCGAAGACAGUGAAGAGAGCGAUGUAGAUCAAACAAACGAAGAUGAAAAAAUAUUCAAAGAUGAAAUAUCUGUAUCUCCGAUUCAAAAAGUAAAAUUUAAUUUGAAUCCAGUAAUUCAUAUAAUGGUGCAUUGGGACUAUGCAUACCGUGCAGCUCGAAAAGGUCCAUGGGAAGAAAUGGCGAGAGAUAGAGACCGAUUUAGAGGCCGAAUAAAUUCUAUAGAACGUAUUCUUAGUCCUAUAUUAACAGUACAGCACAGAACUCAUAUUUGGCAUGAGCGAUUUACACUUACUGAAUAAAGUUGAUAUUCACCGUUCCUUCAAGGAAACGUGUCAAACAUCUGCAGUGAAAAGAGCACCGAGGAGAGAAGGUGAACCGGAAGAGGAUGGGCACGAUUUUAACUGGAUGGCUGGCGCAAUAGAGAGGGCUACACCACGGACCAUUGCAACACUGUAGUUUCUCGAUGCGAUGUAGAACGCGAUGUGUUGUUGACACAACGUUGACAAACGUCGACCCCUGGUCAAAUGAUGAGUCGCUCGAUUGCAAAAAUACGAAAUUAUCCGGUGUCCGCUUCUUGGCUUUGCGCUACGAAAUUAUUAAAUUUUACAGAAUUAUCAGUCAUUGCAAUUAAUUGCCAAGGCAAUUAAUGUGGCCAAUAACAGAUAAUGAUACUAAUAAAGUUCAAGGGAAGUUUCCUCAG